This is a messenger RNA of Clarias gariepinus (North African catfish), 2782 nucleotides long. RefSeq lists its product as uncharacterized. The record is from RefSeq and is a predicted model, not a curated record. Bases 1 to 2610 code for a protein of 869 amino acids. Lineage: Eukaryota; Metazoa; Chordata; Actinopteri; Siluriformes; Clariidae. The transcript is spliced from 3 exons.
AUGGCGGUUUGGAGAUGUAUGAUAUGUUUCGUCUUUGUUGCUUUAACUCUGAAGGUCCUCCUUAGCCACAUAAAUGCAGUUCAUGGUCGAAGUCAGGAUUUUUGGGUUUAUUGUGGAAUAGAUGGAUGUGAACAGGAUUUCAGAGUUUUUAACUCGUUCUUUCGCCACAUUAAACGGACGCACCCUCUGUAUUUGACAAAUGGAUGCCCAUCAAGAGGAUGGAGGACGACAUCUACAUCACGCUCUUUAGGCUCGGAAGUUUUUGGUGUUUCGGUCUUUGCCAACUGUAGCACUCCUGCAACAACCAGCACUGUGGAAAUAUUGACUGGUGCAUCUUUGCCUGAAACGCAGCAGCCUCAGCUUACUGGCAGUCCUGUCACCGAAGAAGCUGUUGCUGUAACAUCCACAACCAGACCUGAUAUUGCCAGAUCUGCGGCGGCUUUUGCCAUCAGUGUCAAGGAACAGUGCCACUUGUCACAGAGAAUGGUCAACCAUAUAAUCUCAGGAGUGCAACAAUAUCAAGUUGUUCUUCUGGAUACGGUGAAGGAGAGAAUGAGAAAGGUGUUUGAAGAGCAUCCUGACCUCACCACUCACUUUCAAGAUGAUGUUUUGGCUACAUUUGAUACGUUCGUGGAUCCUUUCUCCACCAUUGCAUAUGGACAACAUACGGCCACUCGGGAAGUAGUCAACCCAGAGGAAGUAGUAGUAUCCCAGAAGAUUUGCUGGGUAAAGCAAGGUCUUUCAAGGGUCAUGUCCAUAAGGAAUAAAAGUUUUUACUAUGUACCUCUAAUUGAAAGUCUAAAGCAAUUAUUGACUAAUGUGAGAAUCUUCACCAUGUUGAAUACUGCACCACAGAGAAACAGAGAGGGAUACUUUUACAAUUUUACUGAUGGGUCCCUCUUUACAUCUCACCCAUUAUUUUCUCAAAGGCCUAAUGCAUUGCAAAUAAUACUGUACACGGAUGAAAUUGAAAUUUGUAACCCCUUAGGGUCCCAUGCUUCUGCAAAUAAAUUGGUCAUGUUUUAUUAUACUUUGGGUAAUAUUGAUCCUAAAUUUAGAUCAAAGUUGGCUGCAGUACGACUUCUUGCUAUUGCUAAAGCAAAUGACAUUUCUCAGUGGGGUGUUGAUGUUGUACUGAAAAGAAUUCUUCAAGAUUUAACAUUGCUUUACAAUGGUGUAAGGAUUGAAACAUCAGCUGGUGAAACUGAGUUGUUUGGUGCUGUGAUAGCUGUAUGUGGAGACACACUUGCCCAACAUGAGGUUGCUGGCUUUAAAGUAGGAGUUGGUUUUGCUCAUAGCAAAUGUAGACACUGUGAAUGCACAUUUGAAGAUAUGCAAUGUAUUUUUGAGGAGGGGAGUUUUGUGGAAAAAACUUUGGCAAAACACAUUAGGCAGUGUCUUGAAAUAGAUAAAGCAAGCACAGAAUAUUUGAAAGCAGCACUCAAAACUACUUAUGGAAUUAAUAGAAGAAGCAGACUAGUUGAUUUUCCUGCAUUUGACCUGAUCAAACAAACUCCACAGGACAUAAUGCAUGUUAUUUUUGAAGGUGUUGCACCAAUGGAAGUUAAGUUUGUAUUAAAACACCUUAUUCUAUUAGGACAGAUAGAAUUAGAUGAGUUUAAUUCAGCCAUUCAAAAUUUUCCUUACUCACCUCUCGAAAUACGGGAUAAACCAUGUCCUAUUAGUGUCGCCACCCUAGCAGCUAACGACAACAAAUUAAAACAGUCUUGUGGGCAGAUGUUAAUUCUUUUAAAAAUACUACCAUUUCUUUUAAAUGCAGUGGACAAUGAGUAUGUUAAAUUUAUUCUUAAGUUAAUUGAGAUAGUUCAGAUAGUUCUUGCUCCCAUUAUUUCUUUUGAAACUGUAUUGAAACUCCGACGUAUGGUUGAACAACAUCUGCAUCAGUUCAAACAACUUUUCCCUGAAGCCAAUGUAAUACCCAAGCAACAUUAUAUGUUACAUCUUCCUAGUCAAAUUAUAUCCCUUGGUCCUUUAAUAAGGAGUAUGUGCAUUCGCUUUGAGGCAAAGCACCGCUAUUUUAAGCAGUGGGCUUCCAAGUUAAAUUUUAAGAAUGUUUGUAAAUCACUAGCAAACCACAAUCAGUUACUUGAAUGGUGUCAGAAUGAAAUAGCUACUGAACAUCCAAUUUUUGCAAAUGAAACUGAAUCAGGGCCUGUAUCAGCUGUUACAAAUACUGAAUAUGUUAAGAAAAAAGUCAAAGAAUUUUUGGGAAUAGAGUUCACGCAAUCCAUUGUGUCAGUGAAAUGGUAUGUUCUUAAUGGCAAUAAGUACAUUAGUGGGAAGUCCUUGAUUAUUAUAGAUGUGGAUGGCACUUUCCCAGUGUUUGGACUGAUAAAGGAUAUCUUUUUGAUAAAUUCCUCUUUCAUUGCUUUUGAGUUCCAGCGCUAUGAAACUUUACAUUUAAAUCAAGACUUUUUGGCAUAUGAAGUAGCUGUGCCCAUUCUUGCCCAAGCUACAGAAUUAGUACAUGAGCUCAUUGAUUAUACUUCAUACUUUUCUAUUAGUUUCAAGGAAAGUGUGUUUGUGCCCAUAAAAUACAGUCUUUGUGAUAUUAUUGCCCAGAGAAAUCAUAUUAGGGAUGCACCCUAAUCUAGCUUACAUCAGCUCUGGUGACAAACAUUAGCCAUCAAAUUUUCCAUAAACAAAUAUUCUGUUUCUGUUGUGCCACAAUAAUGCUGGCAUGCUACAUUUAACAACUGUCAAAUGAUAUGAGUUGUGGUUCACAAAUGUUUUAUCUUUCAUAUUGUGUGGACAAAUUUGA